Prunus armeniaca (apricot) is the source of this 867-nucleotide messenger RNA. The record is from the annotation of a GenBank genome assembly. Lineage: Eukaryota; Viridiplantae; Streptophyta; Magnoliopsida; Rosales; Rosaceae.
AUGGCGGUUUUGAACCGCGUUUUUAGAUUAAGAGCGGCAAGUUCUUUCUCAGUUCGGAGCUUCCGUUCAUCAUCUUUUCUAAAUUCCGAAACUGACCUCAAGGCGUCUUCCUCUGUCAUCGCCCAAAACUCUCUUCCUCUGCAGCGAGACGUUAAGGACAGGAAUGCCCAGUGGGUCUUCCUCGGCUGCCCCGGCGUCGGCAAAGGCACCUACGCCUCUCGCCUCUCCACCCUCCUCGGCGUCCCCCACAUCGCCACCGGCGAUCUCGUUCGCGACGAGCUCUCGUCUUCUGGUCCCUUCGCUCUUCAGCUUGCAGAGGUUGUGAACCAGGGCAAAUUGGUUUCGGAUGAGAUUAUCAUAAACUUGUUGUCCAAGCGUCUUGAAGCUAGUGCAGCUAAGGGUGAAACUGGCUUCAUUCUUGACGGUUUUCCUCGAACUAUUCGUCAGGCGGAAAUUUUAGAGGGAGUAACAGACAUUGACUUGGUGGUCAACCUAAAGCUUCGUGAAGAGGCUCUACUUGCAAAGUGCCUUGGAAGAAGGAUUUGUAGUGAGUGUGGAGGGAAUUACAAUGUGGCAUGCAUUGACAUUAAGGGUGAGGAUGGGAAGCCUGGCAUGUACAUGGCUCCACUUCUUCCCCCUCCACAUUGUGCAUCAAAGCUUAUCACACGAUCCGAUGACACUGAAGAAGUUGUGAAGGAAAGACUCCGGAUAUAUAAUGAUAAGAGUCAACCUGUGGAGGGGUUCUACCGCAGUCGAGGAAAAUUGUUAGAGUUUGAUCUUCCUGGAGGGAUUCCUGAGUCCUGGCCAAAGCUGCUUCAGGCUUUGAAUCUGGAAGACCAUGAAGACAAACAGUCUGCAACCGCAUGA